AAGCUUUUGGCAUUGUAUUUGUAGGAGUUGAGUUGCGUUUGUGCUUGGUGCACCUUCAUUCAUCUUGGAUUUCAGCAGGGUGUUCGGUGGAGAGAAUUACCCUGCAAAGAUGUCGCACUAUAAUUUUAAGAAGAUCACUGUAGUUCCUACGGCGAAGGACUUCAUUGAUGUUGUUUUGUCUAAGACGCAGAGGAAGACCCCAACAGUUGUGCACAGGCAAUACCGAAUUGGUCGUAUUCGUACUUUUUAUACAAGGAAGAUCAAGUUUACCCAGCAGAACUGCCAUGACAAACUGAGUAACAUCCUCUUGGAAUUUCCGAAGCUGGAUGAUGUCCAUCCUUUCUACGCUGACCUGAUGAAUGUUCUCUAUGACCGCGAUCACUAUAAGCUUGCGCUGGGACAGAUCAAUACUGCGCUACAUCUCAUUGACAAUGUGUCCAAGGACUACGUGAGGCUGAUGAAGUUUUCAGACUCUUUGUAUAGGUGUAAGCAGCUGAAGCGUGCAGCUCUGGGAAGAAUGUGUACGAUCAUGAAGAGACAGAACCAGAGUCUUCAGUACUUGGAGCAGGUCCGUCAGCACUUGUCCCGUCUUCCUACCAUCGAUCCGAACACACGCACCUUGCUCCUCUGUGGCUUCCCCAAUGUUGGCAAGUCCAGCUUCAUGAACAAGAUGACACGCGCCGAUGUUGAAGUCCAGCCGUAUGCCUUCACAACCAAGUCACUCUUCGUUGGUCACAUGGAUUAUCGCUACCUUCGCUGGCAGGUUGUGGAUACUCCUGGUAUCCUGGACCAUGCCCUCGAGGAGCGUAACACGAUUGAGAUGCAGGCUAUCACUGCUUUGGCCCACUUGCGCGCAGCAGUGUUGUUCCUCCUGGACGGUUCUGAGCAGUGUGGGCAUAGCAUGGAAGAGCAGCUCUCACUGUUUGCAUCCCUCCGCCCUCUGUUUGCCAACAAACCCAUUCUUCUGCUCUUGAACAAGAUUGAUGUGCGUCGGCCCGACGAGUUGUCCGCAGAACACCAGGCUAAGCUCAAGGAGCUUGUUGACUCUGGUAUUCCUGUCAUGCCUAUCUCAACUAUGACAGAAGAGGGACUUGCCACUUGCAAGACAGAUGCUUGUGAUCGCCUGCUGGCGUACCGUGUCGACACAAAGCUGCGCGGCAAGAAGGGAACUUCCAUCACAUCCCGACUGCAUCUCGCACAGCCAGCUCCUCGUGACCAGAAGCAGAGGCCACCGUGCAUUCCAGCUGCCGUUGCUGCUAAGCGUGAGGCCAUGACCACUGGCGAUAAGUCACGCACACUGCGUGAUGAGGAGGUGGACGCUGGUGAGGAAUGGGUACUGGACCUGCGACGUGAGUACAACCUGAAGAAUGAAGAAGAGCGCUAUGAUGUCAUGCCCGAGAUCAUUGAUGGCAAGAACAUUGCUGACUUCAUCGAUGAGGACAUUGCCAGGCGUCUUGAUGAGUUGGAGGAAGAAGAAGGCCUUAGAGAAGAGGCGGGUGAAUAUGAAGAGGAACAGGACCCGAAUGAGGCAUUGACACUGCAAACCAGACGGCAAGUAGCUGCUAUUCGCCACCAGAGACAGCUCAUUCGACGAAACCGAAUCGACAAACACACUCGCAAUCAUCCAGUUGCUCCACGUAAGCUGCGUAUUCGGCAAGAAGCGGCUGAGGCAGCAGCUGACGACAACUAUGAGUACGAUGAUGACGAUAUGGACAUGGAUACCAGUGACAUUCUGGAUGAAGAAGGAUUCGGUCGCAAGCGCAAGCGUGGCCGCUCCGAAACCCCUCGACCGACUAAGCGUGGCCGAGACUCGUCCAAGUCACGUGUGCGCAGUGCUUCCCGCAGCUCAUCGCGAGUACCACGCGAUGUCUCCGGCCUCUCCCGAACUGCUGACAAGACGGUGGCGAACAAGAAGGCCAAGCUUGUGCAGCGUAAGUUCAUUCGGCACGGCAAGGCUGGUGAAGCAGAUCGGCACAUCGCCACCAAGAUGCCCAAGCAUCUCUUCAGCGGCAAGCGCGGCAUGGGUAAAACUGACAGAAGAUAGCCUGUGCAUAUCUCCAUCAUAUACUCUGUACAUAUACUCUGUACAUAAAACACAUAGGUUCUCUCAUGUAAAACAACCUCCAUAUAUUUUUUUUUUUCAAGGAAAUACUGUACUACAUGUAUACAGUGGGUGGUAGCAUGUGUUAGACAUUAUACAUGCACAUGUACAUCUACAUGUAGGUCAUGGUGGUGAUCAGAAAAGGUGAGAAUGUGCGGGUGGGAAUAUCGCAUAGUUAGUUGGUGCUGGGGGAUGGAGGCGUGCGGGGGAAGUGCUGAGGAUUUUUUCCCAAGGUGCACAUGCACAGCUAGCUGCUUCAAAACAAACAAAAAAACCUCAUAUUCUCCUCUUCCGAUUCUGUACAUACUUGUAUCUAUUAUUUCAUGCAACUUUUUUUAACGUCUAGUCUCUCAACUCAAUCAUAAUAAUUAUUAUUAUGGUUCCGACAUGUACCGGGGUACUGUCCACCGGUACUAAUGAAUGAGCAGUAAUGCCCCAAAACCGGGUAUAAUCA
This is a messenger RNA of Sycon ciliatum, 2555 nucleotides long. RefSeq names its product GTP-binding protein 4-like. The record is from RefSeq and is a predicted model, not a curated record. The coding region runs from base 110 to 2044 and encodes 644 amino acids. The transcript has 3 exons. Gene Ontology annotation, cellular component: nucleolus. Gene Ontology annotation, molecular function: GTP binding; GTPase activity; RNA binding. Gene Ontology annotation, biological process: ribosomal large subunit biogenesis. Lineage: Eukaryota; Metazoa; Porifera; Calcarea; Leucosolenida; Sycettidae.